UGAUGUUGACAGGUUUGACACUUUAAACUUGACAGAUCAAUCUCCAUAAAUUAUGGAUUUGUAUAAAUUUAUUAAUUAAUUAGAUACAUGUCACUUAAUUAGCUGUAGGGUUUUGGUACAAAAUGUACUUAAAUAAGUUGCUGUCUUCUCUAAUCGUACUUAACAUAUUUAAACAUAUUGCAUCCGAUUGUGGUUGCCAAGUAAAUCGUAAUUCAGAAUGUAAUGAUGUAGAGAGCACACACAAAUAUUCAAAGGAAUUUAAUAAGAAAACUUCUGACAAUAAUUUACCUCCUGCCUUCGAUAUUAAAAACAUGGUAAUGAUUGAAGGUGCUACCUUCGAAAUGGGAACAAGCAAACCUAUUUUUGAAGUCGAUCAUGAAGGACCGCUUAGAAACGUUACUGUAGCAGCGUUCUAUUUAGAUAAGUACGAAGUAUCAAAUCAAAAUUUUAAAGAUUUCGUCGAUCGGUCUUCUUAUGUUACCGAGGCGGAGAAGUUCGGCGAUAGUUUUAUGUUGGAUAUGUUUAUACCUAACAAUGAGUUAGAUAAAUAUAAAGAUGUUCGGGCUGUCCAAGCACCUUGGUGGGUGAAAGUCGAUGGUGUCAAUUGGAAACAUCCCGAAGGUCCUAAGUCUUCCGUUGAAGAUAAAUGGAACCAUCCUGUUGCGCACGUCUCUUGGAAUGAUGCUGUCGAGUACUGUAAGUACUUUGGUAAACGACUGCCCACUGAAGCCGAGUGGGAGAUGGCUUGCAGAGGUGGAUUACGGCAAAAGCUGUAUCCGUGGGGAAAUAAAUUGAAUCCCCAAAAUAAACAUUGGACGAAUAUUUGGCAAGGAAGUUUUCCCAAUGAAAAUACAGCCGAAGAUGGUUUUAUUUCGACAGCGCCAGUUGAUCAUUAUCCUCCCAAUAAAUUCAAUUUAUACAACAUGGCGGGAAAUGUUUGGGAGUGGACGCAAGACACCUGGUUAAAGAAUGAUAAUGAGAAGGUGAAAAAGGGUGGUUCAUAUAUGUGCCACGAGAGCUACUGUUGGAGAUAUCGAUGCGCAGCUCGUUCGCAAAAUACCAAAGAUAGCACCGCUGGAAAUUUAGGUUUCCGUUGUGCCGGUGAUGUUCGUAUGUAACGUUAUGUUAGAUAUGACAUGUACUUAAAUUAUGCCUUAAAAUGUCUUCCAUUUUUUUUGUUUAAGUAAGAUUUUUGUUAUGAAUUUAUAUUUAUUAGAUGUUGAAAUACACUUUUGCAUAUUAAA
This is a messenger RNA of Photinus pyralis (common eastern firefly), 1244 nucleotides long. RefSeq names its product formylglycine-generating enzyme. Lineage: Eukaryota; Metazoa; Arthropoda; Insecta; Coleoptera; Lampyridae. Gene Ontology annotation, cellular component: endoplasmic reticulum. The transcript is spliced from 4 exons. The record is from RefSeq and is a predicted model, not a curated record. Bases 123 to 1118 code for a protein of 331 amino acids.